Messenger RNA from Dipodomys spectabilis (banner-tailed kangaroo rat), 10052 nucleotides. It is a transcript of the gene Wdfy4, whose product is annotated as WDFY family member 4. The coding region runs from base 146 to 9658 and encodes 3170 amino acids. Lineage: Eukaryota; Metazoa; Chordata; Mammalia; Rodentia; Heteromyidae. Gene Ontology annotation, molecular function: protein binding. The record is from RefSeq and is a predicted model, not a curated record. The transcript is spliced from 62 exons.
CCCAGCUCCAUGACUGAUUCAUAGUGAAACACUGUUGGGUCCCCUUCCAACGGCGCCUGAGAGGCUGUGGCCAGCAUGGAGGCAGCCGAGCCAUUUGACACCGUCGAGCCCUGACUGCUGCUUUUCCAGAUCAGCCUUGCCCAGUAUGGAGGCCGAAGCCAGACCUGAGGACCCACAUUCUGACAAUGAAGGCCAGGCCACCGCUGAGCAGCUGGACUGCCCACCAGUAGAGCCAUCCCCAGGCCCCACCGACCUCUGGGACACACUGGAAAGGAAGUUUCUAGAAUACCAGCAGUUGAUACCCAAGAGCCCAGAUGAACAUCAGAAGAGCCUGUUAAAUCUUCUCCCCUUGUUCCUAAAGGCCUGGGAGCACUCGGUGGGCAUCAUCUGCUUUCCCAGUCUCCAGAGGCUGGCAGAGGACGUGUCCCGCCAGCUUGCCCAAGAAGUACAGAAGGCCCUCACUGGGAAGCCUGCAGAGCAAGCGCGGGCGGCCGUGGGGCAGUUGCUGCAGUGGAAAGGAGAGGCAGAUCAGGACAGCUACCUGCUGCUCAAGUCUGCUUUCGUGCUCACUGGGACCGACUCGGAGACGCUGAGCAGAGUGGCAGAGUCUGGACUGCCAGCCCUGCUUCUGCAGUGCCUCUACCUCUUCUUUGCCUUUCCUCUGGGGAAGGAGGAGCUUUUAGAGAAGGACGUUCAAGGUCAAAGGAUGUUUGUGCAGAUGUUGCUCAACCUGUGCAGUGAGCCUCUGGGUCUGGAGGGACUUCUCUUAGGAAGCGAACUCCAGACUCUGCUGAUUGCCACAACCUGUCUUCGUGAGCAGAGCUGCUAUUUGUGGAAGGAGCCCACCUUCUGCGUGCUGAGAGCCAUCUCCAGGGCUCAGAGUCCUGGCAUCAUCCAGUACCUGCAGGACACCAACUGCAUCCGGCUCUCGGUCCAGAACCUCUCCAGGCUGGCAGACGUGCUGCCUGCACCUGAAGUGAGCGAGGCUGUGAAUCUCAUCCUGAGCUUUGUCAAGGACUCAUACCCCAUUUCCUCGGUGCUGCUCCUGGAGUUCGAGAACGGGGAGGGCUACCCUCUGCUACUCAAGGUGCUUUUGCGGUAUAAUGGGCUGACUCAGGGUGCAGUGGACCCCCACCUGGAGGAGCUCCUGGGGCUGGUGGUAUGGCUGACUACGUGUGGGAGGUCGGAGUUGAAAGUGUUUGACAGCAUCACAUACCCUCAGCUCGAAGACUUCAAGUUCCACCAGGAAUCUUCCGGGAUGACUGUUAAAAACCUUCAGGCCUUCCAGGUCCUCCAGAAUGUUUUCCAUAAAGCCAGCGACUCUGUCCUUUGCUCACAAAUCCUGUUGGCCAUCAAGACUAUGUGGGCCUGGAACCCUCGAAACUUCUUCCUGCUGGAGUGGACCCUGCAGCCUAUCUCGCAGUUUGUGGAAAUCAUAGCGCUGAAGCCAGUCCCCGUGCAGGUGCACUUCUUCCAGCUUCUGGAGGCCUUGGUAUUCAGGCUGCACUAUGUGCCUCACGAGAUCCUGGGGAAGGUGCAGCGUCUGAUCAAGGACAGCCCCGAGCCUUCCUGUGCCCUGGUGGCCCUGCAGAGCAUCCUCAGGAUCACCAGCAGUGAUCCGCUCUUCACUGACAUCUUCCGGGAUUCAGGGCUGCUAGGAUUGCUAUUGGCCCAGCUGCGAAAGCAAGCCAAGAUCCUGAGGAAGUCAGGAAACAAAUUGUCCAUUCCUGGCAUUCAGGAUCCAGAAAGAGAACUUACCUGUGUGAUGCUGAGCAUAGUGGCCGCACUCCUGAAAGACUCUGUUCGAAACACAGUUGUCCUGAAAGACCACGGCAUGGUGCCCUUCAUCAAGAUCUUCCUGGAUGAUGAGAAUUACCGGGGAGCCUCGCUCAGCAUCUUGGAGCAGCUCUCAAUCAUCAAUGCUGAGGAAUACAUGAGCAUCAUUGUGGGGGCCUUGUGCUCAUCCACUCAGGGGGAGCUGCAGCUGAAGCUGGAUCUCCUGAAGUCACUGCUGCGGAUCCUGGAGACCCCCAAGGGCCGCGCUGCCUUCCGAGCCGCCAGUGGUUUCAACGGGCUCCUGUCCCUGCUGUCUGACCUGGAGGGAUCUCUCCAUGAGCCCCCGCUGCAGAUGUGGGGAACCGUGUCCCCUCCUCAGACCCUGGAGAUGGUGCUGCACACGCUGUCUGUGCUCUCCGCAGCCCUGCACUUGGAUCCAGUCAAUGCCAGCUUCUUCAGGACAAAUGGGCUCUUUGAGAAGUUAGCCGAGGAUCUCUGCCUGCUGGGCUGUUUUGGGGCCCCAGAGAAAGAGAGCACCCCUAGGCCAUUCUCAUCUGACCUAAAGAGUAGCAGGUCAUUUGCAGCUUUGCUGAGCUCUGCCUUUUCCUCCAGCUGCCCUUUCCCACCCAGGCUGAAGAGCUGUCUCCAGAUCCUCACCUUUCUGGACAGUAUGGCUAGUGGGACGCUCCACCUGCGCGCAGACCUGAAGGAGGCCCUGAGGGCCGGGCAAGAGCCAGUCAUGGGUGCCCAGAAAGGACAAGCUGGCGGCGGUGACCUCCAUAGCAAUCUCAGUCACUGGCCAGACCCGGAGGAGAGGGUGGAUGAAGGUGGCACUGUGAUUGUACACCCUGGAAUCGUGUGCAUCAUGGUGAAACUGCUGCCUCGAUUGUUCCAUGAAGAUCACCCACAGCUCUCCCAGGAGAUACAGUGCUCCAUGGCCAGCUACCUCCAGUCCCUGGUGAAGUCAGAGAAGAACCGCCAGGUCAUGUGUGAGGCAGGGAUGCUCCGGGCACUCAUGACCUCUUGCCGCAAGUCCCUGAGCACCAGCAGCAGCCCCCUGCACUCUCUCCUCAUCAGAAUCUUUGAAAAGCUUGCUUCCCAAGCCAUCGAACCAGACAUGCUAAGACAAUUUCUUGGCCUCGGAAUUCACCUACCUCUGCCAGCUGCAACAAAAAUCCUCAGUUCUCCUCAAGGGCACACAGGGUCACAGGCAGCAGAUCCAGGCAAAGCUGAGGGCCCUGCGGAUGCCAGCCCAUGCCCUGGAGUGGAGCUCAGGUCUCCGGGGGCCUGCCAGGAUUCCACCACUGCCCUUCAGACAGCCAUGAGCCUCAUCUCCAUGACCUCCCCGCGCAACCUGCAGUCCCAGAGAGCCACCCUGGCUCCAUCCUUUGUGGAAUUUGACAUGUCUGUGGAAGGUUAUGGCUGUCUGUUUAUUCCGACCUUGUCGACAGUCAUGGGGACCAGCACGGAGUACUCUGUUUCUGGAGGAAUUGGGACAGGUGCUUCCAGAUCAUUCCCUCCACCUGGAGGCCUGACCUUCUCCUGCUGGUUCCUGAUUAGCCAGCAGGCCACUGUCACUGAGGGCCACCCACUGCGCUUUCUGACCCUGGUGCGACACCUGGCCAGGACGGAGCAGCCCUUCGUCUGCUUUUCUAUCAGCCUCUGUCCGGAUGACCUCUCUUUAGUUGUGUCUACAGAAGAGAGAGAGUUUCAGCCACUGGAUAUCAUGGAACCUGAGGACGAGGGUGAGCCCUCUGCAGGACGCCAGCUUCAGGUCAGGUGUGGUCAGCAUCUGGCUUGUGGUCAGUGGCAUCACCUGGCUGUGGUGGUCACCAAGGAAAUGAAAAGGAAUUGCACUGUCUCCACCUAUCUGGAUGGACAGGCCAUUGGCUUGGCCAAGAUGCUGUAUAUUCAGGCCUUACCAGGACCUUUCCUUGCAAUGGAUCCAUCUUCAUUUGUGGAUGUUUAUGGCUAUAUUGCAACCCCAAGAGUUUGGAAACAAAAGUCCUCAUUAGUUUGGCGUCUUGGCCCUGCAUACCUCUUUGAUGAAGCCAUAUCAUUGGAUACUCUAGAAGUUAUUAUCAAACUUGGCCCAAGAUACUGUGGUAACUUUCAGGCAGUGCAUGAUCAAGGAGAGGACUCAGACAGUGAGGCCACACCCCUGGUUGCAGAGGAAAAGAUCUCCUUUGGUCUUCAUGUGUCCAGCUCCUCCACCACCAGCAUAGCAAACAUCAGAAGCAUCUACAAUGAGGUGGACAGCCGCCUGAUCGCCAAGGAGAUGAAUAUUUCCUCUCGUGAUAAUGCCGUGCCUGUGUUCUUGCUGAGAAACUGUGCUGGACAUCUCUCAGGAUCUCUCCGCACCCUGGGAGCUGUCGUUGUGGGCCAGUUAGGGGUGAGAGUAUUUCACUCCAGCCCUGCUGCCAGCAGCCUGGACUUCAUUGGAGGACCUGCCAUUCUCCUGGGUCUCAUCUCCUUAGCAACAGAUGACCACACCAUGUAUGCAGCUGUGAAAGUCCUGCACUCGGUCUUGACCAGCAACACCAUGUGUGACCGCCUGAUGCAGCAUAUCGGUGGAUACCAGAUAAUGGCGUUUCUCCUGAGGAAGAAGACCUUGCUUCUAAACCACCGCGUCUUCCAGCUCAUCCUCUCUGUGGCUGGCACUGCGGAGCUGGGCUUCAGGCCAUCUGCCAUCACCAACAUGGGCAUCUUCCAGCAUAUCCUCUGCAGUUUCGAGCUCUGGAUGAACACUGCAGACAAUCUGGAGCUUGCUCUCUUCUCCCAUUUUGUAGAAAUCCUUCAGUCACCAAGGGAGGGACCCAGGAAUGCUGAAGUUGCUCACCAGGCACAGCUUAUACCCAAGCUCAUCUUCCUCUUCAAUGAGCCUCGCCUGGCCCCCUCCAAGGUCCCUACCAUAAUUGCCAUCCUAGGCUGUCAACUGAGGAGCCACUUCAGUAUCCAGGACUUGCUCAGGGUUGGGCUGUUUGUCAUUUACACCCUCAAGCCUUCAUCAGUGAACGAGAGACAGAUCUGUGUGGAUGGAGGCCAGGACCACCAUGUGCCUGCUGGAAGCCAAACAUCUGGAAAUUCAAUCUGGCUCAGAAACCAGUUGCUGGAGAUGCUGCUCAGUGUAAUAUCUUCUUCCCAGCUUCAUCUGUCCUCUGAGACAAAGGAAGAGCUGUUUCUGAACUUGGGGCCCGACUGGUUCCUGCUGCUCCUGCAGGGCCACCUGCACCCCAGCACCACUGUGCUGGCUCUGAAGCUGCUGCUGCACUUCCUGUCAAACCCCUGCCUCCGGGGGCGGUUUAAAGAUGGCCUGUCUGCUGGAUCCUGGGUGGAGCGCAGCACCGAGGGUGUAGACAUUUUGAUGGACAACCUGAAGAGCCAAACUACCAUGCCCAACCAGAGUCCCUGCCUGCUACCUGGGUUCCGCGUCCUGAACGAAUUUCUGGCUCACCAUGUUCAUAUUCCAGAAGUCUUCCUCAUUGUGUCUGCCUUCUUCCUACACACUCCACUCACAGAGCUGGUGGAUGAGCCAAAAGACAGCCUCGAUGCUAUGCUUCAGUGGCUCCUGCAGUCACACCACCAGCAAGAAGUCCUCCAGGCUGGGUUAUGCAUGGAAGGUGCCCUGAUGCUCCUGGAAAUGUUGAAAUCCAUCAUGAGCCAGCCCUCAGUAGGUUUGGAGGACGACGCCUGGGAGCUGACCUUCCCCACCAGCACGCUGCAGUUCCUCACCCUGGUGCACCGCACCUACCCGCAGGACCCCACGUGGCGGGCCCCGGACUUCCUCCAGACCUUGGCUAUGGUCACCUUUCCCCUGGGAACCCAAAAGGGUGCUGUGGUUGAGUCCAGGAACAUCAUCAGCUCUGGGGCCACAGAGGAAGGUGACAGCCCCAGGGAGAGUCUCCAGGUGCCUGCCAAGUCACACCCUGCCUGGAGGCAGCUGAGAGAGUUCACACAGAGCCUCUUGAAGGAGCUCCUGCUGGGAGCCUCCAGCCCCAAGCAGUGGCUGCCCCUAGAUGUGUUCCUGGAGGCUUUUCCACACAGUGCCACCAGUCAGCAGAAGCGAGACUUCCAGUCUGAGGUCCUGCUUUCCACCAUGGAAGUGUUUCACACAAUGAGCACAAGCAGCAUGCCCAUCCUCAGAGGAAGUAAAGAGUCUCAGCCAAACAUGGAAGCUGCUGCUGCUCCUUCCCUGGCAAACAUCUCCUACUUUACCCAAAAGCUGGUGGAGAAGCUGUACAGUGGGAUGUUCUCAGCAGACCCCAGACACAUCCUUCUCUUCAUCACAGAACACAUCAUGGUGGUCAUCGAGAACACAUCUUCUCAAAGGGACACUCUCAUCAGCGCUUUAUACAGCAGCUUAAAUAAAGUUAUUCUUUAUUGCUUGUCCAAGCCCCAGCAGUCUCUGUCAGAGUGUCUGGGCCUCUUCAGUAUCCUGAGCUUCCUCCAGGAACAUUGGGACAUUAUCUUUGCCACGUACAAUUCCAACAUCAGCUUCCUGCUGUGUGUCAUGCAUUGUCUUCUGCUGCUAAGUGUGAGAAGUUAUCCAGAAGGAUUUGGAUUGGAGCCCAAGCCUAGAAUAACUCCUUACCAUCAAGUCUUCCUUGUCCCUAAUGAAGAGGUAAAAGAAAAACAGGAAGAAGAUCUCCCAAGUUUGAGUGAUGUCCAGCAUAACAUACAGAAGAUGGUGCGAACUCUCUGGCAGCAGCUCGUGGCACAGAGGCGGCAGACACUGGAAGAUACUUUCAAAAUUGAUCUCUCAGUGAAACCUGGGGAGAGAGAAGUGAAGAUUGAAGAGGUCACCCCACUGUGGGAGGAGACAUUGCUCAAAGCCUGGCAGCAUUACUUAGCAUCUGAGAAGAAAUCUCUGGCCAGUCGCUCCAGUGUCACACACCACAGCAAAGUUACUUCAUGGAGUGGGAGCCUUUCCUCAGCCAUGAGACUGGUACCCGGCCGGCCGGCCAAGGACGCAGAGUGCAAGGCAGAGGAUUUUGUAUCCUGUAUAGAGAACUACCGACGAAGAGGACAGGAGUUCUAUGCCUCUUUAUAUAAAGACCAUGUCCAGAGGCGAAGAUGUGGGCACCUAAAGGCAGCCAGUGCCUGGGCCAGGAUUCAGGAACAGCUCUUUGGGGAGCUGGGCUUAUGGGGCCAGAUGGCAGGAGCCAGGCCACGUGCCCAGUGGGAACUGGAUUGGAGAGAAGGCCCUGCUCACAUGAGGAAACGCCUGAGACGCCUGUCUCCACGGGAGGCCCUGAGCCCAGGCAUGGGCAAGGCAAACCAAGAUAGAAAGAGUGGUACGUCUCAAACCAAGGCGGAAAAUCAAGAAGACCUGAUGCCCAAGGAAGAUGACAGGGAGCCUGAUGAGGUGGCUGUAGACUGCACACAGCUGACAUUCUUUCCUGCCUUGCACGAAAGUCUACACUCAGAAGAUUUCUUGGAGCUGUGUCAGGAAAGACAAGUGAUUUUACAGGAGCUUCUGGAUCAAGAAAAGGUGACACAGAAGAUCCCCCUGGUGAUUGUGCAAGGCCACCUGGUCUCGGAAGGGGUCCUGCUCUUCGGUCACCACCACUUCUACAUCUGUGAGAACUUCACCUUGUCCCCUACGGGCGAUGUCUACUGUACCCGCCACUGCUUAUCCAACAUCAGCGAUCCCUUCAUUUUCAACCUGUGCAGCAAAGACAGGUCGUCUGACCAUUACUCCUGCCAGCGCCACAACUAUAAGGACCUCAAGGAGCUCCGGCUGGCCCGCUUCCUCCUGCAGGAUAUUGCCCUAGAGAUCUUCUUCCAGAAUGGACAUACCAAGCUCCUUGUCUUCUACAGCAAUGAUCGGAGUAAAGCCUUCAAAAGUUUCUGCUCUUAUCAACCUACCUUGAAGGGCAAAGGAAUCACGGAUGACCCCCUCAAUCUAAGGAGACACUCCAGCUUCGACAAGACUAUGCUACAGAGGUGGCAGAAAAGGGAAAUCAGCAAUUUUGAAUACCUCAUGUACCUCAACACCGUGGCUGGCAGGACCUGCAAUGACUUCAUGCAGUACCCAGUGUUCCCCUGGGUUCUGGCUGACUACACCUCAGAGACAUUGAACUUCACAAAUCCCAAGACUUUCCGGGAUCUUUCCAAGCCCAUGGGAGCUCAGACCAAGGAAAGGAAGCUGAAGUUUAUCCAGAGAUAUAAAGAAGUUGAAAAGACUGAUGGAGACAUGACUUUCCAGUGCCACUACUGCACGCACUAUUCUUCAGCCAUCAUCGUUGCUUCCUACCUUGUCCGGAUGCCGCCCUACACCCAGGCUUUCUGUUCUCUGCAGGGUGGAAGCUUCGAUGUGGCAGACCGGAUGUUCCAUAGUGUGAAGAGUGCGUGGGAGUCGGCCUCUAGGGAGAACAUGGGUGAUGUCAGGGAGCUGACCCCCGAGUUCUUUUACCUGCCCGAGUUCCUAACCAAUUACAAUGCAAUGGAGUUUGGUCGCAUGGAGGACGGAACAGCUCUAGGGGAUGUGCAACUCCCUCCCUGGGCAGAUGGGGACCCUGGGAAAUUCAUCAGCCUGCAUAGACAGGCUCUGGAAAGUGACUUUGUCAGUGCCAACCUCCACCACUGGAUAGAUCUCAUUUUUGGGUACAAGCAACAGGGGCCAGCCGCUGUGGAGGCCGUCAACACCUUCCACCCCUACUUUUACGGUGACAGAAUGGACCUCAGCAGCAUUGGGGACCCCCUGAUCAAGAGCACCAUCCUGGGGUUCGUCAGCAACUUUGGACAGGUGCCCAAGCAGCUCUUUACCAAGCCCCACCCGGCCAGGAGCACAGCAGGGAAGCUGGUGCCAGGAAAGGAUGCGUCCACACCUGUGGCCAUGCCUAGCCACCCACAGCCUUUCCUCCACAGCUUGCAGACCCUAAGGCCCUCCCAGGUCAUGGUCAAAGAUAUGUUCCUCUUCUCUCUAGGGUCAGAGUCCCCCAAAGGGGCCAUCGGUCACAUUGUCCCAACCGAGAAGACCAUCCUGGCUGUGGAGAAGAACAAGGUGCUGUUGCCCCCUCUCUGGAACAAGACCUUCAGCUGGGGCUUCGAUGACUUCAGCUGCUGCCUGGGGAGCUAUGGCUCUGACAAGAUCCUGAUGACGUUCGAGAACCUAGCAGAGUGGGGCCGCUGCCUGUGUGCAGUGUGCCCAUCCCCGACGAUGGUGGUCACGGCGGGGACCAGCACUGUGGUGUGCGUGUGGGAGCUCACUGUGGUCAGAGGCCGCCCCAGAGGCCUGCACCUGCGGCAGGCCUUGUAUGGACACACUCAGGCUGUCACAUGCCUGGCAGCCUCAGUCACCUUUAGCCUACUGGUGAGUGGGUCCCAGGACUGCACCUGCAUCCUAUGGGACCUGGACCACCUCGCCCACGUGGCCUGCCUGCCUGCCCAUCGUGAGGGCAUCUCCGCUAUCGCCAUCAGUGACAUCUCGGGCGUCAUCGUCUCCUGUGCGGGAGCUCACUUGUCCCUGUGGAACGUCAACGGACAGCCCCUGGCCAGCAUCACCACCGCCUGGGGCCCUGAAGGAGCCAUAACCUGCUGCUGUGUGGUGGAGGGCCCCGCCUGGGAUGCAAGUCACGUCAUUGUCACUGGGAGUCAAGAUGGCAUUGUUCGGAUUUGGAAGACGGAGGACAUGAAGAUGUCCAUUCUUGGGCAGGGAACAGCAGAGGAACCCUCCACUCAGCCCCCAAGCCCCCAAGCAGGUUGCAGGUGGGGAAAGAACCUUGCUUUGAGUCGAGAGCUGGACAUCAGUGUUGCUUUGACAGGCAAACCCAGCAAGGCCAGCCCUGCCCUGACAGCCCUGGCUGUGUCUAAAAACCAGACCAAACUCCUGGUUGGUGACGAGAAGGGGAGAAUAUUUUGCUGGUCUGCAGAUGGGUAGGUGAGGGAGGUGGCUAGAGCCUCCAGAACUGGGAGAGAGUCUCUGGGGGCAACAGCAACGGUGCUGUGGAGGCUGAAGUCCACCCCAAGAAGCUUCCACUCCCCCAAUGCCCAGGGAAGAAGAGGCAUCUGGGGUUUACCUCUGUGUAUUCCAAAACAUCUCCAGUACCCAGGGUACUUCUGAAGAAAGCAUCAACACAUAUAUUUGUGCUGGAAACAGACCUGUCGGUGGGAAGCUGCACACAGAAUUACACACGACUCACCUUCCCCAGGGCUCAGUGCACAGAAAAAACAAAAUGGGAUUGAUCGCUGGAAAUGGAUGGAGAAGGGCUCAUUGUCUUUGUUUUAUUAAAGGAACUGUUUUCCAAAUACAAAAAUGUUUGAGUUCCAGACCA